AUGUCAAUAUCAACAAAUGAGCCUGCAUCCUCAGGUCCGACAGCAAACCCAGAUGAAGAUGUAAAAAUCUUUAAUGAUGAUAGAUCACCCGACAAUGCCGUGACAGCAGUAAAGAAAAGAAAGGAACCACCUCCUGAGAAGCCCGAAAAUGCUCGCAUGCGAAUCCAAGUUCUAAUUUCAUUCUGGGCUAUUAUAUUGUUGCUUGGUGUGCCGAUAUGGUGGAGGACGACUACAAUUUAUAGAGCGCCAUUACCUUUAGACCAAAUGACAGAUUGGGCUGAGGGAAGGGCAUGUCGACCAGUAUUUCCGCUCACAAUUUCAAUAGAUGCCGAAUCACUACAAGAGAAUGAAGCUCAAAAUCUUCUACGAACUACACAACAUGCUUUAGAUGAUUUGAACGAUUUCUCCGCACACCAUCUACGAUUACAACUUUCCCCGCCUAACAAUGCUUCCGCGACUACAAAUGAUUUCUCGUAUGGGGGCAUGGGAGAGGAUGUUGCUUUGACUAUUAGACUUUUACCUGGAACAGCAUCAUCGGCAAAUUUACAAGCAUAUGCGCCCAUUUUAGAUAUAUACUAUCCUCCAAAUCAGAUCCCCUCGAGUUCGUCAUCAUCUUCUUCUUUAGCGACAUAUAUUGCGAAUACAUUGAGGGGCGUGUUUGCCGAAGAACAAGCUAUGAUUGCAUAUCUACUCUCUACUAGUUCCGCCCCGCCAGAGAGAAGUCCAAAAGCGUUGGCGCCAGAAGUGGCAGAUACUCUAGCCAAAUGGACGACGCGCUCAUUAAAAUACUCUGGAACUUAUCAUUUAACCUUCUCCCUCUUUACUCCAACUGCCACCCCCUCAUCUUGGGAUAUUGAAGCUGCGCUAGAAGAACAUAUGAAACCACUACUUGAAAGCUUCACUUCAAUCAGCAAUUUCACAAUCGAUACCCAAGUUCAACUAUACGCCACUCCCGGUGUCAGCGGAAACGUCCUGCGAAAAGAAGACCUGAGUGGCUUCAUCAAUGCCGCAGAGUGGCCUCUAAGUCCCAGUAUUGGCGGCGCCCCAACAAUCAAUUUCAUCCUCUAUGCAGGCGAUAUGGAAGUAGAAGGAGGUGGGAAGAGCUGGUUGAUUCCUCAAUGGGGUGGCGUAGUAAUUCAAUCCGACAUCUCAGAUUUACGCCCCGCAAUGCUUACUUUCUCAAAUCAACUAAUGUCCCUAAUGGGUGCCCCCGAAACCGGAUCUCUUCCUCUACGCCUAAUGACACUAGUGCGCGUGCGCAGCGCAGGUCUUCUCCUGAAAGCAAGCGGAACACUGGGAAGUCUAGCGCGAUUAACUAAAGCGCUCCCCUCGAUUAGCAUACCUGAAUCCGUGCAAGAUGGCGUCUACACAACCAUCGAACAUUUGAGAAAAGCAUGUGAUGGAUUAGGAGGCAAUGACGGAUUAGUUCAUGCACGUAUCGCGGAAGAAGCGGCAGAAAAAGCAUUUUUCGAAAAGAGUAUGGUGGGCCAGGUGUAUUUCCCGGAUGAACAUAAAGUCGCGGUUUACAUGCCAUUGUUGGGACCCGUGGGUGUACCGCUGGUCAUGAACGUGCUAAAGGAAAUUAAAGCAUGGAGAAAGAGGAGUAGAAUGGCUAGCUAG
This is a messenger RNA of Botrytis fragariae, 1620 nucleotides long. RefSeq names its product putative phosphatidylinositol-glycan biosynthesis class s protein. Gene Ontology annotation, biological process: attachment of GPI anchor to protein. The transcript is spliced from 2 exons. Gene Ontology annotation, cellular component: GPI-anchor transamidase complex. The record is from RefSeq and is a predicted model, not a curated record. Bases 1 to 1620 code for a protein of 539 amino acids. NCBI's taxonomy places the organism in Eukaryota, Fungi, Ascomycota, Leotiomycetes, Helotiales, Sclerotiniaceae.